Drosophila grimshawi is the source of this 4752-nucleotide messenger RNA. RefSeq names its product zinc finger protein 182. The transcript is spliced from 8 exons. The record is from RefSeq and is a predicted model, not a curated record. Gene Ontology annotation, cellular component: nucleus. Gene Ontology annotation, biological process: regulation of transcription by RNA polymerase II. NCBI's taxonomy places the organism in Eukaryota, Metazoa, Arthropoda, Insecta, Diptera, Drosophilidae. Gene Ontology annotation, molecular function: RNA polymerase II cis-regulatory region sequence-specific DNA binding; DNA-binding transcription factor activity. The coding region runs from base 734 to 3760 and encodes 1008 amino acids.
GUUAAAAAUACUAUGCGUGGACGCGAUUGAAAAUUGUGAACUAAACCAAAAAAAAAGCCAAAGUGCGUGCGGUAUGGAAUUUUAACGCAUUCGGUGUCAGCCUACAGCCAGCAUCAAGAAUUUGUAUGUGUCGCGGUGCGGGACGCCUGCUGCUACUGCAACAUACACAAGCGUUGAAAAAAAAAGAGGAGUGGUGGGCCAGUCAAAAGAACUUGGAUUUCUGGUCUGACCGCUGUGGCCUGAGCGUAUCGAAAUAAAUACUGAUUGCAAGUGCAUGAAGCAGCCUGUUAACUGUUAAACACAUUUAAUAUGAUAAUUCUCUGCUCCUCCUUCUGGUGAGGCAGCAAUACGAUGAUGAUUAUUAAGGCCAAGCAACAGCAAUAGAUUACAUAAAAAGGUGAAACCUCUGGAAUACAUAUAUGGCGUGCAGUCGGAAGUAAAAUCGAUCAACUCCAAGAAUUGACCAAUAAGAAUAGAGAGGAACAGAAGAAUAAAGCUACAUGCCACGACGGCCAGCAGCGAAUGCAGUCGACAGCAGCAGCAACAACAACACUAUGUAGACUGCAACAGACAACAGCUACAACAACAAUAACAAGAACAAGAACAGCAAUUCAAGAAGCAAGAAGCAACACAGUAGACAAACAAACUCAACCAACAAGAUUCAUAAUAUAUAUUUGUUUUACAAGAGGCGAAAAAAAGCGGCAACAAGAUUGCACCGUUUAGUUUACUCUAAAUGCAGCACGUGAGCGCUGCCAGUUCGGCACCUUCGGUGGUUUCAGCACCGGUGGUGACCACUGGCGGUGGCACCACCAUCACCUUGGGCGGACCGCCGUCAUUGCCCGGUGUAAAAUCGACGGAAUCAUCUCAUAAAGAGGACGGCGGCAAGCAGCCGCCACACGGCAUUGAAAUGUAUAAAGUGAACAUUGAGGAUAUUUCGCAGUUAUUCACGUAUCACGAGGUCUUUGGCAAAAUCCACGGCGAUGUGGUUAAUCAUGUGGCGGCGGUGCAUGGCAGCCAGUUGCCACCGCCGCAACUGCCACCGCCGCCCCCCCUACCGCCACAGACGACGCAUUCGGCAAGCGCAGCUGCAGCAGCAGCGGCAGUGUCCACAAAUAAUGCAGCCGUUGCUGCUGUAAUGGCCUCGGCCAAUGCAGCAGCCGCGGCUGCAGCAGCCGCAUCAGUAGCGGCAUCAGCACAACAGCAACAACAGCAACAACAACAGCAACAACAGCAACAACAACAGCAACAACAGCAGCAACAACAGCAACAACAACAGCCAGCGACAAGCACAAAUGCUGGAAGCCAGCAGGGCAUCGCCACGGUGACAACGACCAGCUCGGGCAGCAACGGGGGUGGGAAUGGGGGCAACAACUCAACGACAACGACGGGUGAGUUGCUAAUGCCGAAAAUGGAGGGAGGCAUCCAUGGCGUUGAUGGUCAGUCGAGCGUUGCGUUGGCGCCGGAUGGCACGCCCAUUGCGACUGGUACGCAUGUGUGCGACAUUUGUGGCAAGAUGUUCCAGUUUCGCUAUCAGCUGAUUGUGCACCGCCGCUACCACAGCGAGCGCAAGCCGUUCAUGUGUCAGGUGUGCGGUCAGGGUUUUACCACAUCGCAGGAUUUGACCCGUCAUGGCAAGAUCCACAUUGGUGGUCCCAUGUUCACGUGCAUUGUCUGCUUCAAUGUGUUUGCCAAUAAUACGAGUCUGGAGCGCCAUAUGAAACGGCAUUCAACGGACAAGCCAUUCGCCUGCACCAUUUGCCAAAAGACUUUCGCACGCAAAGAGCAUCUGGACAAUCAUUUUCGUUCGCAUACGGGCGAAACGCCGUUCCGUUGCCAGUACUGCGCCAAGACGUUUACGCGCAAGGAGCACAUGGUCAAUCAUGUGCGCAAACACACGGGUGAGACGCCACAUCGUUGCGAUAUUUGUAAGAAGUCCUUCACGCGCAAGGAACACUAUGUUAACCACUACAUGUGGCACACUGGUCAAACACCGCAUCAGUGCGAUGUCUGCGGCAAGAAAUACACGCGCAAGGAGCACCUAGCCAACCAUAUGCGCUCCCACACCAACGAGACGCCGUUCCGUUGCGAAAUCUGCGGCAAGAGCUUUAGUCGCAAGGAGCACUUCACCAAUCACAUACUCUGGCAUACAGCAGGUGAGACGCCGCAUCGGUGCGACUUCUGCUCCAAGACGUUUACGCGCAAGGAGCAUUUGUUAAAUCAUGUGCGCCAGCACACGGGAGAGUCGCCGCAUCGCUGCUCCUACUGCAUGAAGACGUUCACGCGCAAGGAGCAUCUGGUGAAUCAUAUACGCCAGCACACGGGUGAGACACCGUUCAAGUGCACGUUCUGCACGAAAGCGUUCACACGCAAAGAUCACAUGGUUAAUCAUGUACGGCAACAUACAGGCGAAUCGCCGCACAAGUGCACAUAUUGCACCAAGACGUUUACGCGCAAGGAGCACCUCACCAAUCAUGUGCGACAGCAUACGGGCGAUUCGCCGCAUCGCUGCUCCUACUGUAAGAAGACGUUCACCCGCAAGGAGCACCUGACGAAUCAUGUGCGUCUGCACACGGGCGACUCGCCGCACAAGUGCGAGUACUGUCAGAAGACGUUUACGCGCAAGGAGCAUCUCAAUAAUCAUAUGCGCCAGCACUCCAGCGACAAUCCCCAUUGUUGCAACGUCUGCAACAAGCCCUUCACACGCAAGGAGCAUCUGAUCAAUCAUAUGUCGCGCUGCCACACCGGCGAUCGUCCCUUCACCUGCGAGACGUGUGGCAAAUCCUUCCCACUCAAGGGCAAUCUGCUGUUCCAUCAGCGCAGCCACACCAAGGGGCAGGAGUGCGAGCGUCCAUUCGCCUGCGAGAAGUGCCCCAAGAAUUUCAUAUGCAAAGGUCACUUGGUCUCGCACAUGCGCUCCCAUUCGGGAGAGAAACCGCACGCGUGCACACUGUGCAGCAAGGCGUUCGUCGAGCGCGGCAAUUUGAAGCGCCACAUGAAGAUGAAUCACCCGGAUGCUAUGAUGCCGCCACCACCCGUGCAUCCGCAUCCGCAAAUACCGGCUGGUGUGCUGACCCAAGUCAAGCAGGAAGUGAAACCGAUCAUAAUUCCCCAUCACUCGGCGACGACGACGAUGCACACCAUCCAGCAGAUAACAGCGGGCGCCGCAGCGGCGGGCGGCGGGGCCGUCCAGUUAGCGCCCGGCCUGGUGCCGCUGGUCACUAGCUCGCUCAUCUCGCACAAUGCACAGCAGUCACAGAAGCAGCAGCAGGCGGCGGCAGCAGUUGCUGCCCAACAGCAGGCGGCAGCAGCAGCCGCUGCACAGCAACAGGCGGCCGCUGCGGCGGCAGCCCAGCAGCAGGCGGCGGCGGCAGCAGCGCAUCAACAGCAUCAGCAACAGGUGGCCGCACAACAGCAACAACAACAGCAGCAGCAGCAGGCUGCCGUCGCUGCGCAUCAGCAGCAGCAACAGCAGCUGCAGCAGCAACAGUUGCUCCAAUUGUCCAUACAGCAGGCGGCCCAUCAUCAUCAGCAGCAUCAGCAGCAGCAGCAGCAGCAACAGCAGCAGCAGCAGCAGCAACAUCACCAACAGCAGCAACAGUCGCAUCCGCAGGCACCGCCACAGCAGCAACAGCAGCAGCAACAACAGCCGCCGCCACAGGUGCCAAUCGCAUUGAUAAGUGAUCCGACUGCGCUGGCACGUGCCGCCAUGCAGCUGCAACAUCUGCCCACAAAUGUGGAACAGCAUCCGGUGGUUUACUAACAGUAGCCCCUGCUGCAUGGCUACCCAGCGACGGCGGCGGCGGCCACAACAACGACCACAACACAGUGGUGAAGAAGCACACAAAAUCCGGCGGCCAAUCGAAACUGAGAAACAAGAACAACAACAUCAACAUCAUCAACAACAACCACAACAAGCAGCUAGUUAGUUAUAUAACAACAAUAUAAAGCGUAUUCAUUUAUAUAGUUUUUAACAAAAACAAACAGCGCGCUGGGUACGCCUUGAACCCCAAUCUGUAUCCUCCCCCGCCCCCUCUCAUCUCAUCUCGUCUCAUCUCAUCCCGUCUAUCAGCAUCCUCCUCCCAGUCUCUGGCGACAACUUGCGCAACGUGCAAUACAAGAAAAAGAAGAAAACAUCUCAUCAUUUUAUUUCCCUUCCAAUUGUUCUCUAACCGAUCUUUUUUAGACGCUUAGCGUCUAUAUAAUAUUAUAUUUGUAUAUAUACAUAUAUAUAUAUAUGUGUGUGUGUAUAUUUUUCACGUCCCUGUUACAUUUAUGAAAUGUACGCGCAACGUCAGCGAUGGGCGUGGCUGUUAGCUGUGCUAUCGGCCAAGUCAACAAUCAGAGAGGGUACUUCAUCAAUAUUGGGUUCCAACAAGUUGGAUCAGUUUCGUAAUCAAUUUGAUUUUUAUCCGUUUUCGGGCUCCUGUAUUUCUUAUAUUAUUAUUAUUAUAUUUUUCUUAUUAAGCUAUCUAUGCAUAGGAAGUGAGAGAGACAUUCAUAUAUAUAAAACUUACAAGGCAUCCUCAUAUACCACAUACAACAAUUAUCAUAAGUAUAUAUAUUUAUGUAUACACAUACAUAUUAACUAACAUAAAUUACAUAUACUUUGUAUAUAGAAAGAAAACUGCAGCAAAACUUUGGAAAGUCAUUGGAAAAAUUAUUGUAUUAUUUUGUGCAUUUUGUAAGGCAAAGUAUGUAAAUGAAAAAGCUUAAAAAAAAGCUAAAACAUACAAACAUACAUACAUAGAAACU